AAAUACCGAUUUUCCGUUCUUUUCCUCGGUGUCCCUCGGUUGUUGUUCACAUUUUCGUUUUUAUUACCGUCAUUAUUACCGUGGGCCAAUUAUUGGUAUAUCUAAUUGACGCGUGGCACGAUUACAACUUCCGUUUCUGGUACGAAGAAGAUGCGCUGAGGGAGGAUCGAGACGAAGGAUGUCGGUGGACGAGACACAUGGGGGCGGCGGCAUGGUCCCCGCAAUACUAUCCACGGUUGUGAUUUUUCUUCUGCUCGGACCGACCGCGGACGCUCAGAGGAGCUUGGAGUUCUACGAUCUUUUGCCAGAAGACCCAAAACUCUACGACAAAAUGCGACCCCCGAAGAAAGAUGGACAAGCGACCGUCGUCUAUUUCCACGUAACCGUAAUGGGACUCGACUCCAUAGAUGAGAAUUCAAUGACUUACGCCGCCGAUAUAUUUUUCGCUCAAACCUGGAAAGAUAACAGACUGCGAUUACCAGAAAAUAUGACGUCUGAAUAUAGAUUAUUAGAAGUGGACUGGUUGAAGAAUAUGUGGCGGCCGGAUUCAUUCUUCAAGAACGCGAAAUCUGUGACCUUCCAGACGAUGACUAUUCCUAAUCACUACUUGUGGCUGUACAAAGACAAGACUAUUUUAUACAUGGUCAAAUUAACAUUAAAGCUAUCCUGUGCGAUGAACUUCCUGAUCUAUCCCCAUGACACUCAGGAGUGCAAACUACAAAUGGAAAGCCUGUCGCACACGACGGAUGAAAUGAUCUUCCAGUGGGAUCCCGACGUGCCACUCGUCGUCGACGAGAACAUCGAGCUGCCCCAGCUGCAACUGGUUAAGAACUACACGGCCGAUUGCACGCAGGUCUAUUCGACCGGUAAUUUCACUUGCCUCGAAGUAGUGUUCGUCCUAAAACGUAGGCUCGGCUACUACUUGUUCCAUACCUACGUUCCUACAUGUCUUAUCGUUAUCAUGUCGUGGGUCUCCUUCUGGAUAAAACCGGAAGCGGCGCCAGCCAGAGUGACGCUCGGGGUGACUUCCUUGCUGACUCUGUCGACGCAACACGCGAAAAGUCAAGCGUCCCUGCCACCUGUCUCGUACUUGAAGGCGGUGGACGCGUUCAUGUCGGUGUGCACGAUAUUCGUGUUCAUGGCGUUGAUGGAAUAUUGUCUGGUGAACAUCGUGCUCGGUGAUUCGGAUGCGCCAGCCGCGAAACCGACGCCACCGCCGGCGCCCCCGUCUUCCAGUGGCACCGAUACAGCGAAGCUCGACAAGAUAUUCGACAUCGCCACUAAGGAAAACGCAAUGUUGUUGUCCGGCCGAUCGCAGAAAUCGCCAGCAGGUCCACCGCCCGGCCCGACGCCCGCCCAAAGGGCGCGUAUGCGCGCCCUGAACAUCGAUCGUGUCUCGCGGGUCUUCUUCCCGUUCCUAUUCGCCCUAUUAAACGUAACCUAUUGGAUAAUGUUUGCCGAGUACAUUUAAGGAGCCGUUGUCGAC
Molecule: messenger RNA, 1486 nt
Organism: Dufourea novaeangliae
Lineage: Eukaryota; Metazoa; Arthropoda; Insecta; Hymenoptera; Halictidae
Gene: Hiscl1
Product: glycine receptor subunit alpha-3
Exons: 9
Coding region: 179-1471 (430 amino acids)
Biological process (GO): regulation of membrane potential; chloride transmembrane transport; nervous system process
Cellular component (GO): membrane; synapse; neuron projection
Molecular function (GO): neurotransmitter receptor activity; transmembrane signaling receptor activity; chloride channel activity
Source: RefSeq, a predicted model, not a curated record